Molecule: messenger RNA, 1642 nt
Organism: Sebastes umbrosus (honeycomb rockfish)
Lineage: Eukaryota; Metazoa; Chordata; Actinopteri; Perciformes; Sebastidae
Gene: dbx1a
Product: developing brain homeobox 1a
Exons: 4
Coding region: 255-1205 (316 amino acids)
Biological process (GO): cell differentiation in spinal cord; regulation of transcription by RNA polymerase II
Molecular function (GO): DNA-binding transcription factor activity, RNA polymerase II-specific; DNA binding
Source: RefSeq, a predicted model, not a curated record
CAGCGGGCCGGGGGAUGCGGCAUGAAAGCGACCAUGUGGACCCAUGUGGACCCAUGUGGAGGACUCUGUUGAGCCCCAUUGUGGAGGCUCGAGGAGGGGGGGUUGGGGGGGUCAGGCUGCUAUAAAACUGCUCUCCCCAGAGUGACACAACCAGAGGAGGUAGCAGACAUUCAGACUGAUUCUCUCCCAGCUGACACGAGGAGUAUCUCACAUUUGACACCACUGAUUUCUUUUUUUUUCUAAAAACCGGGACCAUGAUGAUCCCAAGUAUGCUCGCGCCUCCCGCCUUCUACCCGGGUCUGUACCGGCCCGCCGCCGGUCUGCCGCUCCACCACAGCCUGCCGUCCGCCUUCCACACUCACUCCAGCUUCCUGGUGGAGGACCUGCUGCGGAUCAGCCGGCCCGCCGCCUUCGUUAACCGGACCGUCCCGUCGGUGUGCGCCUCUAUGCCCACGGCCACCACCACCUUGUCCUUCGGCGGCUGCGCGCCCACGACGACCACCACCGCGGUGACGCGCGAUUCGUGCUCGCCGAAAAUGUCAGUGUCGAGCAGCAAGGACCCAACUUUUCUCAAGUUUGGAGUGAGCGCCAUCCUCGCACCUUCACCAAAGACCGUGUCCUCUCACCACCAUGCUUUCCACAACCUGACCUCCAAGACCUUCCCCAUGCCCUGCUUUGACGGGACCUUUCACCCCAUAUUCAGGACACCUUAUUUACCAGCAUCUUCAUCCGUGGUCCCUAUUCCCGGGACCUUUUCGUGGCCCCUGGCCGCCAGAGGGAAGCCCCGCAGAGGGAUGCUGAGGAGGGCGGUGUUCUCCGAUGUGCAACGCAAGGCCUUGGAGAAAAUGUUCCAGAAACAGAAAUACAUCAGCAAGCCCGACAGAAAGAAGCUGGCCUCUAAGCUGGGCCUAAAAGACUCACAGGUGAAGAUCUGGUUCCAGAACAGAAGGAUGAAGUGGAGGAACUCCAAGGAGCGCGAGCUGCUGUCGUCCGGCGGCUGUCGCGAGCAGACGCUGCCCACCAAAGCCAACCCGCACCCGGACCUCAGCGACGUGGGCAAGAAGUCCUCAGCUGAGGAGGAGGAGGAGGAAGAGGAGUUCAGGAGAGAGAAGAUGAGGGCCGGGUCCAGCAUCUCCUCUCCAUCUCUCUCCAGUAAGCACUCGGACUUCUCAGAGUCAGACGAAGAAGAAAUAACAGUAUCUUAAUUUAUUUAUUUUUUUAAAUAUAUAGAGAGAAUAUAACCCGUGUUUUGUUUUCAUAUGAGACUGUGACCACAUUUGUAAGAAGCCUGAAAGAGAACCCCAUAAAUGUCAUUGUUAAAAAACAACAACAAAAAAAACAACCUUCACUUAAGUUUGUUGCUUCAUCGGCGCAUGCGCACUGUACAGGAUCUGCUUCUGAGACACAAUUUGCUGUUUUGCACAGCUUUGUUCAAUUGUACGGUAUUUUGUACAAUUUUGUAUGGAAAUUUUAUGCCAAGAAUAUUGUGUUACUUUUACCUUGAAUAGAAUUGUUUAUUGAAAAAAAAUGUAGCUAUUUCGUUAAUAAUUUAUAUGAAUUUCUUUAAUAAGUAUGUUGUAUUAUGUGCUGUAUAUAUGUUUAUAUCACACUUUUUGUACAAAUACCAAAUAAAAUUGUAAAC